Molecule: messenger RNA, 1677 nt
Organism: Aegilops tauschii subsp. strangulata
Lineage: Eukaryota; Viridiplantae; Streptophyta; Magnoliopsida; Poales; Poaceae
Source: RefSeq, a predicted model, not a curated record
AUGGAGCACGAUCGGGCUGGUGACUGGGACAGCUUGAACGUCAUCAAAGACCACAUCACCUUCCUCCGCAACACGCGGCGGCUGCCCGGCGAGGGCUAUGUCCAGGCGCGAGUUCCACCUGCGAAGGAGAUCUCGCCGGCGCCGGAGGAAGCUCUGGGGGAAUUCUUCCACACCAAACUCGGUACCUCCGCCAAGAACGAGGCGGCUCAGUGCGGGGCCUUCAUUGCGGUGCGGCGCCCGGGUGCUGGGAACCGCUUCCCGUCCCUCAGCUUGACGCAAUCGGUCAAGCUGUGGCAAGAAUCAUAUUUCUAUGUCAAGAACGUCAACCCGGCAAUCGACUUCGUCAACUUGCCGUCUUACGAAGCCGGCCCGCCGACUGAGCCUCGCACCAACUGGGCCUACAUGCCGACAACACUGUCGGCCGCCUCCGCCGCCGCCGUCGCCCGACUCAAGGUGAUGACGGAUUCGGAGGGCCUCAAAGCCUCCGAUUUGCUGACCGCCUUCGUGGAGCGCCGGGUUCUCGCUCUUCAAGGCCGGCCUCAUCUGAUCAGCCGGAUGAGCGGGCAUCGAGACCCGUGCCGGAUGUCUACCAGGGAGAUGUCGGCCAUGGAGGUGGCCCGCCUGGUGAACGAGAUCUCGAACUGCAAACUCUCGGAGUCACAAGCCCCACUCUCCCAUGAGCGGUCAACCUCUGCCUCCAUCAUCAGGGGGACGGAGGGCUUCGCCAACACCCGCUGCAUAGACCCGCUCGCCGACCUCCGAGAGACGAUGGAAAAGAACGCGCGGGAGGCGCGCGAGGAGCAGGAGGAGGCGGAGCGGCAGAGGGAGGCGGCCAAGGCGGCGCAGGAGGAGGUAGACGUGGCAGCCAGGGCCCAAGCCGAUGCUGCGGCCAAGGCCCAGGCGGACGCUGUGACCAAGGGGCGGGCGGACGCGGCCGCCAAGGUGCAAGCGGAGGGAGCCGCACGGGGCGAGGUUCCACAGCUUAUCACCCCCCUAUGCUCCGCGCCGCCGGCACCAGAGAUCCCAGCACCGAUUGGAGGAGCUGGCAGUGAGCAGCCGGUCAUGGAGAGGGAAAGGGGCGACGCCACCACCUUGAGGACGGAGGUGCCUCAGCAAGUGCCGACUGCCGAGGUCCAGGGCAGCCGGCCUAUCGUGCCGCCAACGCCUCAAGAUUACCACAUAAGCCGUGCGGCCGCCUUCAACUCCCAGGUCCAGGAGCUGGCCAAGCGGACCACUAACAUGGACGACAGCCAGAGAGGCAACGCCACCUUACGGCAUCAACUGGGCGAGGCUCAAACCGCGCUACAUGCCAAGGAGGAGGAGCGCAGCAAGAUGGAGCAAGAGCCCGACCGCCUGGCCAAGCAGCUAGCUGACCAGGCGAACAAGCACCAGGCGGAGCUGCAGAAGCUCAAGGACGCGGAGGAGGCCCUCCAGGCCGAGUUUGAGACUCAGCGCUCGAACUGGGUCGAGAAGGAGAGUGCCUUGUUGGACGGCUACGGCGAGAUCGAGGACCUGCUCGAUGAGUAUUUCCCCGGUUACUCCGCCACUGCCAGCCAAGCCGUCGAGGCUCGUCGUGAGGAGCGGAGGCUGGCUGGUGACACAAUCGUGCCCAACGCCCCCCAGACCCUCGUUGAGCAGCUGCUCUCCAUCCAAGCUUGUCUCCAGCCGGCGCAUUAG